AUGGGAACCGUGCAAGCCUACUACGAACAGGUCAAGGUCUCCAACUGGCUCGAUGCCAUUUCUAGGGACAACGAAAGUAUCGACCCAAGGACACUCGAAGUCCAUCAGGUGGUCACAGCCCACCACAACACCCACUACCCGGACCAACCAUCUCGGUCCGAAAAACACCCAUCCCCCUGGUCAUCGCGCUGUUCCUCCACCGACCUACAAACUCAAGGUCCACUAAAGCUGGAGCACCAACCUUCAGCUGCGAGACUACUCGGAAAGUCUUCUCUUGGUCGGCUGUACGACCAAAUCAGCCAACACGAACCAAGACGGACAUUCACCGAGUUCCUGAUCGAAGAAGACACAAUCUCGUUGGCCACGACCGCGACUGACCCGGAGUACGAAAACUCUUUCCUCCCAUUCUGUGGAGCAUUGCCACCACAAUCCGGGGAAUCCUCUGCAUCCACCUCUACUUCCCCAUCACCCUCGACCUCUCCGCCUACCAACCAUGAGCCCCAGUGGUUGCCUCUUGUGGUUGCACAAGUUGUAUCGAGCAAAGCCCGCAAAGCAUAUCGGGUCUUGAAGAAGAAGUUUGGUACAUGA
Penicillium digitatum Pd1 is the source of this 588-nucleotide messenger RNA. RefSeq lists its product as uncharacterized. The record is from RefSeq and is a predicted model, not a curated record. Lineage: Eukaryota; Fungi; Ascomycota; Eurotiomycetes; Eurotiales; Aspergillaceae.